AUGCCUGCAAACGACAAGUACUACAAGGCAAGUACACUCGGUAUCGGCAAGGAUGCCACGGCCGCAGAGAUUAAAAAGGCGUACCGCACCCAGUCACUGAAGAACCACCCGGACAAGGGUGGAUCAGAGGAAAAGUUCAAGGAGGUCUCUGAAGCCUACGAGGUUCUUUCCGACCCGGACAAGCGCGCUGUCUACGACCAGUUUGGCGAGGACGGCCUCAAGGGCGGCGGCCCUCCCGGCGGCGGCGGCGGCUUUGGCGCUGGCGGCUUCCCCGGUGCUGGCGGCGGCGGAGGUGGCUACUCGUUCCACGCGACCGACCCCAACGACAUUUUCAACGCCUUCUUCUCGUCCAUGGGCGGCGGCGGCGGCGGCAUGGGUCACGACGACCCGUACGCGUCGUUUGGCGGCGGCGGCGGCGGUCCCCGCAUGCGCUCGUCGCGCGGUGGCAUGGGCGGUAUGGGUGGCAUGGGUGGCAUGGGCGGCAUGGGCGGUGGCAUGCCUGGCGGUUUCGGCGGCGAGCCGUCAGCGCCUCCUCCUCCCCCCGGAGAGGUUGUCAAGCCCCUCGCCCUCACGCUCGAGGAGCUGUACAAGGGCGGCACGAAGCGUCUCAAGAUUACGCGCCACCUGCGCACCGGCGGCACCGAGGAGAAGAUCCUCGAGGUGGCGUACAAGGCCGGCUGGAAGAAGGGCACCAAAAUCAAGUUUGCCGGCGCCGGAAACGAGGACGAGUACGGACAGGCCCAGACGGUGACGUUUGUCGUCGAGGAGAAGCCCAACCCCCGCUUUGAGCGCGAUGGCGACGACCUCAUUGUCAAGGUCAACAUCACCUUGUCGCAGGCCCUGCUGGGCCCCGACGGCGGCGGCUCCAUCACAAAGGAGAUUGACCAGCUCGACGGCCGCAGGAUAAACGUCACGCUGCCCCCCGGACAGAUUGUCCAGCCCGGCCACGAGACCCGCGUCACUGGCGAGGGCAUGCCCGUGUCCAAGGCCGGCUCGGUGAAGAAGAAGGGCGACAUGCUCGUCAAGUGGAACGUCGUCUUCCCCAACUCCAUCACCCCGGCCCAAAAGGAGGCUCUCCGCAAGGUCCUCGGUUAG
Messenger RNA from Apiotrichum porosum, 1095 nucleotides. RefSeq lists its product as uncharacterized. Gene Ontology annotation, cellular component: cytosol. The coding region runs from base 1 to 1095 and encodes 364 amino acids. The record is from RefSeq and is a predicted model, not a curated record. Gene Ontology annotation, biological process: translational initiation. The transcript is spliced from 3 exons. Gene Ontology annotation, molecular function: protein-folding chaperone binding. Lineage: Eukaryota; Fungi; Basidiomycota; Tremellomycetes; Trichosporonales; Trichosporonaceae.